This is a messenger RNA of Bombus pyrosoma, 810 nucleotides long. RefSeq lists its product as uncharacterized. The transcript is spliced from 6 exons. Lineage: Eukaryota; Metazoa; Arthropoda; Insecta; Hymenoptera; Apidae. Bases 1 to 801 code for a protein of 266 amino acids. The record is from RefSeq and is a predicted model, not a curated record.
AUGGCAGCUCUUGUGUCUUCUAAUCCAGUCGUGGAGUGUGAGAGAAAGAAGAAGUAUAAAAAGAGGAGGAGGAAGCAUAAACCACGCAAAAGGAAUCCAAAUCAUUUACGAAGGCGUGGUCGGCGUAGUGGUGUAAUGUGUCGCCGAUGGAGGGAAUCGAUGUUGUUGGAGGGACCAUCCUCUAUUCAAGCUGGUGAAAUGGCCUCGUCGUCGGUGUCUCAUUCUGGUAGUUUUCCAGUUGUUGAUUUGACUUUGUUUGAUGAGGAUACGGUUGAGUUACCACCCAGUUCUCCUCCGAUCGAAGUCCUAGACGCCAAUAAUUGUGCAAAGAUACGGUUCCCGAAGGAAAUUCCUGCGGAGGUUUUGGAUGAUUAUUUGCGCAAUCAUCGUUCUGGUGAAAAAUGGGUUUUACCUACAGUUAUGUUGGUUAUGGAUAUGAAGGUACCUGCAUUUGUCCAACCUGUACAACGCAAGAGGAGGAGAGAUUCCAAAAAUGUGUGGAUGGCUCGUGAAGCCAAUACAAAUGACUGUGCGAAGGCUGACUUUCCUGAAUGGACUUCUGCCGGAGUCCUGGAUGUUCUCCUGUGUUACCGCUCUUCUGGUCAGAGCAGUCUUCUCUGCUGUAUGUUCCUGGUUUUGGUGAUUAUGAUUUUAAAUGGUGAAUACGGCGGUGUCUUCGUCAAAGGCUCCUUAUGCAGAUUGUCCCACGCAAGAGGAAGACGGGUUUCAAAAUGUGUGAGUGGUCCCAGAAGGCGUAGUCAACGUGUGAAGCGUCGUGGGCAAGAAGGAAGAAUCGUGUGACAUUCCUGU